This is a messenger RNA of Malassezia sympodialis ATCC 42132, 4956 nucleotides long. Lineage: Eukaryota; Fungi; Basidiomycota; Malasseziomycetes; Malasseziales; Malasseziaceae. The record is from the annotation of a RefSeq genome assembly.
CGCCUCACGCUCGCGAGCUUCUCGCUCCCGACCGUCCUCGCGAGUGGCACCAAGCUGCUCGCGUCGGCCGGGCGCGAGUACGACGUGCCCGAGCUGCUCAGCCGCGAGCGCCUCCAGAGCGCCAAAAAGGACGUGCUCGGCAAGCUGGGCCUCGCGUUCGGCGGCACGGACGUCGACAUGGGCCUCGACAUGGACGCCGAGCUCGGCGCGCCGGCGGAGCGCAAGCCCAGCAUCCCAGCGGCGCCCGAGGCGCCGCCCGCGCCCGAGGCGCCGAACCGGCCGCUGAGCGCGCGCGAGCGCAACCAGCUGAAACGCAAGCGCAAGCUCGAGGCAAAGACCCAGGCGCGCGCGCCCGUGCACGCCGAGCCCGAGAAGCGCGUCAAGCUCGAGGGCGAGCGGGCCCCCACGCAGGCGGCCGCCGCGCUCUCGCUGCAGGUGCCGCGCGGCGCCUGGCCGUUCCGCGCGCUCGCGGAGCUGCUGAGCGUCGAGCUCGUCAGCCCCACGUGGGAGGCGCGGCAUGGCGCCGCGCUCGGCCUCCGCGAGCUGUUCCGCACGCAGGGCGCGGGCGGCGGCAAGACGUGCGGUGCGUCGCCGGCGGACAAUGCGCGCGCGCACGACGCGUGGUGCGAGGACCUGGCGGUGCGCCUGCUGUGCGUCUUUGCGCUCGACCGCCUCGGCGACUUUGUGUUUGACCAUGUCGUGGCGCCCGUGCGCGAGACGGCGUCCCAGACACUCGCGCAGCUCCUCCCGCACAUGAGCAGCGAGCUCGUGCGCAGCACACACCACGUCCUCCUCGAGAUGGUGCGCCAGGACCACGUGCGCGCGGCCGGCCUCGUCGGGCAGCCCGGGCAGCGCGCGUACGUGUGGGAGGUCCGGCACGCCGGCCUGCUCGGCAUCAAGUACGAGGUGGCGAUGCGGGUCGACGUGCUGGGUGUCGAGGACGACAUGCUCGCUGAUGUGCUCGACGUGGCGCAGCUGGGCCUGCGGGACGACGACGACGACGUCCGCGCGGUCGCCGCGGCCAUGCUGCUGCCGAUCACGCGCAACCUCGUCGCGCACCAGCUCGCGCGCAUGCCGGCCCUGCUGGACCAGCUGUGGACGUGCGUCGGCGCCCGGCGCGACGACCUGUCGAGCAGUGCGGCCAGCGUGAUGGACCUGCUCGCCGCGCUCAUCGCGCAGCCGGACGUCGUGCGCGCCGCUGACUCGUCGCUGCUCGUGGAGCGCGUGCCGACCCUCUUCCGGUUCGUGCGGCACACGAUCACGCAUGUGCGUCUCGCGAUGCUGCAUGCCUUGCACGCGCUCCUGCAGGCGCCGUCGCUCUCGCGCGCCUGGCUCGAUGACCGCCUCGUGCGCCUCCUGUACCAGAACCUGCUCGUCGAAGAGCGCCCGGCGAUCCGCGAGGCGACCGCCCAGGUGUGGGCGCUCGCGCUCCGCGCGCUCGGCGCGCAGCUCGGCGCGUGUGUGGCGCCGCACAUCCCUGCGCUCUUCCAGCUGGUGCUCACGCCGAUCGGCACGCCCAUGGACACGUCGCUGUUCUUUACGCCGCCGCGCGCGCACUCGGAGCACGACAUUGACCGCGGCAUCCUCACGCAGGACCUCACGCUCGUCGGCGUCGACGUCGUGAUCCGCGGGCGUCUCGAGGCGGCGUCGGCGCUCGGCGACCUCCUCGCGCAGGCGCUGCCGGCGCAGGACGCGGCGUGCGCGCGCCUGUGCGAGGGCCUGCAGUCUGCGUCCGCGCUCCAGACGUGUCUGUGCGCGGUCGUGUCGCAGCGGUGGGCCGAGCAGGUGGACGAUCCGCCGGCGUUCCUUGGCACGCAUGCCCAGGCGGCGCAGAUGCACGGCGUGCUUCUGGGCCUGCUUGACGCGACGAUGCCGCCGGUGUACGCGGAGAUGCGCCUCCUGCGGCAGCGCAUCCACCACGACUGCCAGCUGCUUGCGCAGGCCGUCGCGCGCGCCGUGCCGGACGCCCAGCUGGCGGUCCCGGAGGCCGCGGCGCUCACGAUGGACCACGUGCGCGCGCUGCUCGACAAGGCGGCGCGGGCCGCCGACGCGCCGAGCGUCGGCGACCUGCGGCGCAAGCUCUCGCUCGCGGUGGAGCGCUACGAAACGACCAAGGAGACGGAGGACGUGCUUGUCCUCGCUGCCGUCGCGGGCGCCGUCGUGGCGUGGGGCGUGCUGCCGCCCAAGCUGAAUCCGCUGAUCCGCAGCCUGAUGAACAGCAUCAAGUACGAGGAGAAUGCCGACCUGCAGCAGCGCGCGGCCCUGGCGCUCGCGCGCUUCCUCGCGCUGUGCACGCGCCCCGGUGCGCCGGCGAACCCCAGCGACAAGGUGGUCAAGAAUCUGUGCGCGUUCGUGUGCCAGGACACGGCGCACACGCCGCUGUUCGCGCAGGAGAAGCAUGCGCACGAAGGGAUCGGUGCGCUGCAGGCGCUCGGCGCGCGCCCGGCGGCCGGCGCGGUGCGCGAUGAGCGCAUGACGCCGGAGCAGCUCAUCCGCCGCGGUGCGCAGGCGGCGCUCCAGCAGAUCUGCGCGCAGUUCGGCGCGGCGACGUGGGAGCGCGUGCCGAUGCUGUGGGCGCGCGCGGCGCAGCCCCUGCUCGAUCUCACGCCCGAGACGCGCGGCGCGUGGAGCGACGAGCAGGGCCAGGCGGUGCUCGAUGUGUGCGCGGUGCUCGAGAGUGUCGCGCCGCACGUCGACGCGGCGCUGCAUGCGUCGUUUGUGCCGCUCCUGGACGCGCUCGUGCGUGUGGCGCAGAGCGAGUACACGGUCGUGCGUGCGGCCGCCGCGCGCUGCUUCAGCGUGCUCGCGACGUGCCUCGUCGACGAGGCGAUGCACCGGCUCGUCGAGGAUGUGGUGCCGCUGCUCGGCGCGGCGGACCUGCCGCGGCGGCAGGGCGCGAUGGAGGUCGUGUCGUGCACGGUGCGCACGCCCGACGAGCGCGUGCUGCCGUACGUGCUGUUCCUCGUGGUGCCGGUGCUGGGCCGUAUGAGCGACCCGCACGAGUCGGUGCGGCUGCUCGCGACGAACACGUUUGCCGAGCUGGUCAAGCUCGUGCCGCUGAUCCACGGACUGCCGGACCCGCCGCACUUUUCGCCGGCGCUCCUCGCGCGCCGCGAGACGGAGAAGGCGUUCCUUACGCAGCUGCUGGACGGCUCGCAGGUGCAGCCCUACACGCCGCCCGUGGAGAUGAAGGUGCAGCUGCGGCCGUACCAGCUGGAGGGUGUGAGCUGGAUGACGUUCCUCGCGCGGUACCAGCUGCACGGCAUCCUGUGCGACGAUAUGGGUCUCGGCAAGACGCUGCAGUCGAUCACGCUGCUCUCGUGCCAGCACUGGGAGCGCGCGCAGCGCUGGGCGGCGACGCGCGCGCCCGAUGCACGCCCGAUCCCCUCGCUCAUCGUGUGCCCGCCGACGCUGACGGGGCACUGGGUGCACGAGAUCCAGCAGUACUCGCCGAACCUGCGGCCGCUGCUGUACGCGGGCCACCCCAGCGAGCGCGCGCGCCUCCUGGCGCAGAUCGACGAGUGCGACGCGGUGGUCAUGUCGUACGACGUCGUGCGCAACGACAUCCAGUGGCUCGCGCCGCGCGCGUGGCACUACUGCCUGCUGGAUGAGGGCCACGUGAUCUGCAGCGCGAAGACAAAGACGACGCGCGCGGUGAAGCAGAUCCGCGCGCAGCACCGGCUCAUUCUGUCCGGCACGCCGAUCCAGAACAAUGUGCUGGAGCUGUGGAGCCUGUUCGACUUCCUCAUGCCGGGCUUCCUCGGCACGGACCAGUCGUUCCACGAGCGCUUCGCGCGCCCGGUGCUGGCGUGCCGCUCCGGGAAGCCGAGCGCCGCGGAGAAGGAGGCCGCGACGCUGGCGCUCGAGGCGCUGCACAAGCAGAUCGUGCCGUUCCUCCUGCGCCGCCUGAAAGAGGAUGUGCUCCGCGACUUGCCGCCGAAGAUCAUCCAGGACGUCGAGUGCGAGCUGAGCGACGUGCAGAAGACGCUCUACGACGAGUUUGUGCAGUCGCAGGCGCGGCGCGACGUGGAGGCGGCGCUCGCGCGCGGCGAGACGCCCGCGGACGCCGACGAGGACGCCGAGCCCGCGCAGCAGCACGUCUUCCAAACGCUGCAGUACCUGCGCAAGCUCGCGAACCACCCGUCGCUCGUGCUCGACCCCCACGUGCCCGCGCAGAAGAAGCUGCUCGAUCAGGUGCAGGCGCAGCGCGGCACGCUGGCGGGCCUGAGCCACGCGCCGAAGCUGCAGGCGCUGCGGCAGCUGCUGCUCGACUGCGGGAUCGGCAAGGAGGCGCCGGCGAACGAUGCGGCGCUUGUGGGCGCCGACACGGGCGCCUCCGUGUCGCAGCACCGCGUCCUGGUGUUCUGCCAGAUGAAGCAGAUGCUCGAUGUGAUUGAGAAGGAGCUCUUCCAGACGCUCAUGCCGUCCGUCACCUACCUGCGCCUCGACGGCAGCGUCAGCAGCGACAAGCGCCACGGCAUUGUGCAGACGUUCAACGCGGACCCCAGCAUCGACGUGCUCCUGCUCACGACGUCCGUCGGCGGUCUCGGUCUCACGCUCACGGGGGCCGACACGGUCAUCUUUGUCGAGCACGACUGGAACCCGAUGAAGGAUCUGCAGGCCAUGGACCGCGCGCACCGCCUCGGGCAGAAAAAGGUCGUCAACGUGUACCGCCUCAUCACGCGCAACACGGUCGAGGCAAAGAUCAUGGGCCUGCAGCAGUUCAAGCUGAACAUUGCGAACUCGGUCGUCACACAGCAGAACAAGUCGAUGGAGCAGAUGGACACGGACCGCAUCCUCGACCUGUUUGGGCCGGCGCCGGCGCCCGCCGCCACCGAGGCAAAGCCCACGCGCGGCAUCAGCCAAAAGGCCCUCCUCGCGAGCCUCGAGCAUAUGCCCGACACGGACGACAACGCGUACGCGGACAUGACGCAGUGGCGCCCCUCGGCUACGUAG